Molecule: messenger RNA, 531 nt
Organism: Rasamsonia emersonii CBS 393.64
Lineage: Eukaryota; Fungi; Ascomycota; Eurotiomycetes; Eurotiales; Trichocomaceae
Product: Misfolded glycoprotein degradation protein Yos9
Exons: 2
Biological process (GO): endoplasmic reticulum unfolded protein response; retrograde protein transport, ER to cytosol
Cellular component (GO): endoplasmic reticulum lumen
Source: RefSeq, a predicted model, not a curated record
AUGAAGCGGUUAGCACCGCUCUUGCUCCUGGCGUCGCUCGCCGCGCCAGGUGCUCUAGCUGCUCGAAAACCAUUCAGCAUCCACGAUGAUGUUUUGGCAUUUCCGCAGUUUGAUGUCGUCUUUCCGGAGGAAUAUAUCCUAGAGUCCGAAGCGGCCGCGCGAUUGCGGGCCCAAGACCAAUCUUCACAUCGUCGAGAUUUGGACAGAGCUUCGCAGAAGCCGUUGGGAACACACGGAAAAGGCAAGGACAGCGCAAACCCCGAGAGGGACUCGGAAUCCGCGCCGGAUGAGUUUACCUACGAGGAGAUGAUCCUUCGCGGCCAGCGAUAUCUCUGCCAGAUACCCAAGGUCGAUGUCCUGUCGAAUACGACCGCUGAGGCAGAGCAGCACGCCGCCGGCAACAAGACGGAGCAGGAACUCGAAUUGGCGCGCGCGACAGAUCGAGGAUUGGAACUUCUCAAGGACAUGGAAGGAACAUGCAUGUACUACGUGUCCGGCUGGUGGUCCUACUCAUUCUGCUAUAAGAAGCAG